This is a messenger RNA of Trichomycterus rosablanca, 5847 nucleotides long. It is a transcript of the gene adgrl2a, whose product is annotated as adhesion G protein-coupled receptor L2a. Gene Ontology annotation, molecular function: G protein-coupled receptor activity; carbohydrate binding. The record is from RefSeq and is a predicted model, not a curated record. Bases 386 to 4633 code for a protein of 1415 amino acids. Gene Ontology annotation, cellular component: plasma membrane. Lineage: Eukaryota; Metazoa; Chordata; Actinopteri; Siluriformes; Trichomycteridae. The transcript has 20 exons. Gene Ontology annotation, biological process: cell surface receptor signaling pathway; adenylate cyclase-activating G protein-coupled receptor signaling pathway.
UUGUCGUUAGCUGCUUCGACGACCGCAUCUUUCUCUCACAGGGACAGGAGCUGAGUUGAGUCUUUCAUUCAGCUAAAGACCGGAGAGAACCAGCACACUUGGACUUUUACUUAUUUCUCUUUAUUUUGUACUGUAAAGAGUCGGGGGAAAAAAACAAGCUCGGUCACCGCUAACACCACCGGUGCGUCUCCUUGAGCAGGCUCUGCAGCCUGGCUGCUCUGCCUAACACUGAAACUCCUGCCCGCACCGUCCGUCCCAACUCAUACUCUUUACCACUGUAUUAAUCCUGAACAACAGGUGCUUUUUCAGGUGCGGACCCUGAAAAUGAGCGUCCUUGGAAGGAGUUUGCACGGACUGUUGUGACUGCGGAGAUUUCCGAGCAAACAUGAGGAGGGUAUCCAAGCCGAGCACAAUGGCCUGCUCAGUGUGGAGUCUCUCAAGCCCCUGGUGCCUGAUGUUUGCUUUGGCCGCUAUACAGUGCACCGAAGGCUUCAGUCGGGCAGCACUGCCGUUCGGUUUGGUCAGGCGGGAGCUGUCGUGUGAGGGUUAUUCUAUUGACCUGCGCUGUCCAGGAAGUGAUGUCAUCAUGAUUGAGAGCGCCAAUUAUGGGCGCACGGACGACAAGAUUUGUGACGCCGACCCGUUCCAGAUGGAAAAUAUCAACUGCUACCUCCCUGAUGCUUUCAAGAUCAUGUCCCAACGGUGCAACAACCGAACGCAGUGUAUUGUCAUUACAGGAACGGACGUCUUUCCCGACCCUUGUCCAGGAACUUACAAGUACCUUGAGGUCCAGUAUGAGUGUGUCCCUUAUAUUUUUGUUUGUCCUGGAACUCUGAAAGCCGUCGGAGAUCCUUCGUUUCUCUUUGAGGCGGAGCAGCAAGCCGGUGCCUGGUGCAAAGACCCACUUCAGGCCGGCGACAAAGUCUAUUUUAUGCCCUGGACUCCGUACAGAACUGACACGUUGAUCGAGUACCCUACACUCGACGACUUUCAGAACUCCCGCCAGACCACGACGUAUAAACUGCCCCACCGGGUGGACGGCACCGGUUUCGUGGUGUACGACGGGGCCGUGUUCUUUAACAAGGAGAGAACACGGAACAUCGUAAAGUUCGACCUGCGGACGCGCAUCAAGAGCGGCGAGGCCAUCAUCAACAACGCCAACUAUCACGAUACGUCGCCGUACAAGUGGGGCGGCAAGACGGACAUCGACCUGGCUGUGGAUGAGAACGGCCUGUGGGUGAUUUACGGCACCGAGCAGAACAACGGCAUGAUGGUGCUGAGCCAGCUGAACCCUUACACGUUGCGCUUCGAGGCGACGUGGGAAACCACGUACGACAAGCGCUCAGCCUCCAAUGCCUUCAUGAUCUGCGGCGUGCUUUAUGUGCUCCGAUCCACCUACGAGGACAACGAGAGCGAAGUGAGCAAGGGCGUCAUCGACUACACAUACAACACCAGGCUCAGCCGCGGUGAGUAUGUGGACAUCCACUUCCCCAACCAGUAUCAGUACAUCGCUGCCGUGGAGUACAACCCCAGGGACAACCAGCUCUAUGUGUGGAAUAACUUUUACGUCCUCCGCUACAACCUGGCCUUCGGACCUCCCGACCCGGCUCACGCACCGCCUAUCUCAGAUAGCGCCGUCGUAGUUCCAGUGCCAUCCCGAACGACAACCGCUACGAUGACGACGACGACGGCGCAGCACCGAGGCCUGACGACGACCAUAAACACGACAGGAACCAGGAUCGGCAACAAGCCCCCCAAACCCCCGGCGGCACCAUCCCGAACCACCACGCCUCCGUCGCUGGAAUCUUUACCUCUGCCCAAGCGCUUCUGUGAGAGCGUGGAGCGCAGGGACAUCGUAUGGCCUCAGACCCAGAGGGGCAUGCUUGUGGAGCGGCCAUGCCCCAAAGGGACCAGGGGCACUGCCUCCUACCUGUGUGUCCUCUCCACCGGGGCCUGGCACCCAAAAGGCCCCGAUCUAAGCAACUGCACCUCCCACUGGGUCAAUCAAGUGGCCCAGAAGAUCCGGAGCGGGGAGAACGCGGCUAACCUGGCCAACGAGCUCGCCAAGCACACUAAAGGGCCCAUCUUCCCCGGUGACAUCAGCUCAACCAUGAGGCUCAUGGAACAGCUGGUGGACAUCCUCGACGCGCAACUGCAGGAGCUCAGGCCCAGCGAAAAGGAUUCAACCGGGCGGAGCUUUAACAAGGCGAUUGUGGAUACGGUCGACAAUCUUCUCCGGCCGGAGGCACUGAAGUCCUGGAGAGGCAUGAACACCACAGAGCAGACGCACGCCGCCACCAUGUUACUGGACACUCUCGAGGAAGGAGCCUUCGUCCUUGCUGACAAUCUAAUGGAACCGGCGAUAGUGAAAGUGCCAGCUAGCAAUAUAAUUCUUGACGUCUAUGUGCUGAGCACAGACGGCCAGGUGCAGGACUUCAAGUUUCCACAGAGCAGCAAGGACGGCGUAUCCAUCCAGCUGUCUGCCAACACCGUAAAGCUGAACAGUCGGAACGGUGUUGCCAAGCUGGUUUUCGCUCUAUACAAAAACCUGGGCCAGUUUCUAAGCACGGAAAAUGCAACGAUCAAACUGGCCAGCGAGGCGAACGGCCACAACCUCUCCGUGGCUGUGAACUCUGAUGUCAUCGCUGCCUCAAUCAACAAGGAGUCCAGUCGUGUUUAUAUAACGGAGCCUGUUAUUUUUACCCUGGAACACAUCGAUAUGCAACAUUACUACAACUCAAACUGCUCUUUUUGGAAUUACUCUGAGAGAAGCAUGAUGGGAUACUGGUCUACACAAGGCUGCAAGCUCGUUUCAUCCAACAAAACACACACAACCUGCUCGUGCAGCCAUCUAACCAAUUUUGCAAUACUUAUGGCUCAUCAGGAAGUAUUGGGUCCAGGCGGCGUGCACAAGCUGCUCCUGACGGUCAUCACCCGCGUGGGCAUCGUGGUGUCUCUGGUCUGCCUGGCCAUGUGCAUUUUCACGUUCUGCUUCUUCCGCGGCCUGCAAAGUGACAGGAACACCAUCCAUAAGAACCUCUGCAUCAACCUCUUCAUCGCUGAACUCAUCUUCCUAAUUGGCAUCGAUAUGACAGAAUCCAGGAUCGGUUGUGCCAUCAUUGCCGGGAUCCUGCAUUACUUCUUCCUGUCCUCUUUUGCCUGGAUGUGUUUGGAGGGAGUCCAGCUCUACCUUAUGCUAGUAGAAGUCUUUGAAAGUGACUAUUCAAGAAAGAUUUAUUACUACAUUUCGGGCUACCUGCUUCCCGCCAUCGUCGUGGGUGUUUCCGCAGCUGUGGACUACGAGAGUUACGGAACGAAGAACGCGUGCUGGCUGAGAGUGGAUAACCACUUCAUUUGGAGUUUUAUUGGACCCGUUACCUUUAUCAUCAUGCUUAAUCUCAUCUUCCUGGUCAUCACAAUGUACAAAAUGGUGAAGCACUCUACUUCAUUGAAACCAGACUCCAGCAGGUUGGAAAACAUCAAGUCCUGGGUUCUGGGAGCGUUUGCCCUGCUCUGUCUUUUAGGCCUCACCUGGACCUUUGGUUUGUUUUUCAUCAACGAGUCCUCAAUUGUGUUGGCCUACCUUUUCACCAUUUUCAACACAUUCCAGGGCACUUUUAUUUUUCUCUUCCACUGCCUGCUUCAGAAGAAAGUUCGGCGAGAGUACAGCAAAUGCUUCCGCCACACAUACUGCUGCAGCAGCCUGCCAACCGAGAGCUCCCACAGUUCCACAAAGACAGCGACAACAAGGACAAGCGCUCGCUACUCCUCUGGCACUCAGAGUCGAAUCAGGAGGAUGUGGAACGAUACAGUACGAAAGCAAUCCGAAUCCUCCUUUAUCUCAGGGGACAUCAACAGCACAUCAACACUCAACCAAGGACACUCGAUGAACAAUGCCAGGGAAACAAGUGCAAUGGAUACUCUGCCGCUAAAUGGUAACUUCAGCAACAGCUACUCGCUUCGCAACGGGGAAUACGGCAACGGCGUCCUGGGCCUAGACGACGCCGCCUUCGAGAAGAUGAUCAUCUCGGACCUGGUGCACAGCAACCUCAGAGCAUGCACCAAACACCAGCGUCCCGAGCCUCACAUCUCCACCAGAAAAGCGACCGGGCCCGUAAGCGGCAACAGAGACGACGCCCGCGUCCCCGAAACCUCGUCGCUGGUGCCCGUGGACAGCGAGAGCAGCCAUUUAAUGGUGGGGAGUCUCAGCUUGCACCAUCAGCACCACCACCAGCACCACUUCGACGCCCCUCUCAUCCCCCAGCGGACUCACUCGCUCCUGUAUUACACGCAGGAGAGAGCGAGAACCGUGCCCAUCGCUACCCAGCCCAGCCUGCCGUCGCCCAACACGGACUCCCUGUACGCAAGCGUCAUGAACCUGAGGGACUCGCCCUCGUCUGAAAGCGGCCUCCAGACCGAGCAGCUGUCGCCCUCCAAACACAGCACGGACGAGGACACGUACUACAAGAGCAUGCCCGAUUUAGGGGCCGGCCAGCAAGUGCACACCUACUAUCAGAUAAGCAGGGGGAGCAGUGACGGUUACAUAAUCCCGAUACCCCAACCCCCGAAAGAGGCCGACGUGCCAGAGGGAGACGUACGGGAAGGACAGAUGCAACUGAUCACGAGUCUUUAAUACGUUCAAGCUUUUUUUUUCUUGGUUUGGUUUGUUUGUUUUUUGUAGAACGAUCAGCAUCGUUUACCACGACGACACCAAGUACCGGGGAAACGUUCCGGAUCACGCGUCCUCUUUCUACCCGGGUUCAUUUCUUCACUGUUUCGCUGUGCUGACAUCCCCAAAGAUAAGCAGGCCAGAACGUGACUGUUCGUUCCAACGAUCGCCGAGCUGACUGUACAAACCAAUCAAUCAAUCAGAUCCAGGGCAAGCAGUCUUCUUCCGGACGUUCCGCCGCUGUCGGACGGCUCACAACGAUAAAACGUUUUCACAUUUAAAAAAAAAUUACAAAAUAAAAAGAUAAAAAGAACAGAAAAAUAUACCAAAUAAUAGUAUUUCCUGUUUUAGCUCAUACAAGGUUUGGGAGAGGUUGUACAUAGGUUCAUGUAUUUCAAAUCCAGUUUUGUAUUAUAUACAAAAAUGGAGUCUCCAGCACCUAGAUGGAGCUGUGUAGUAGGAUUUUUAUGGAGAUAUCGUUUACGGGACAGUUUGUUUUAGGAUUCCAGUAGUACGGAUUAAAGGCCCAACUUCACGGUGAAAAUCUGAGUGUCCUGUAUGACCACUAGCAAUCAAACCCCAGGCCUUAUCUUUUCUCAGUUGUACAGUAAAUCCAUCAAGGAUAAAGGCAUAAAAAUGAUAUAUUUUGUAUUUCCGGUGCAUUGUAAUAAAACAAAAAAAAAAAACAACGCAACCAUAUGUUUAAGAAUGGUACAUUUUGUGGUACGUUAAGACUUUAAUUAAGACAUUUGCUGGGAAAUUUGCUGCACAUGUGCUGCACAGAAUAUUGUUUAUUCUUAUUCUUACACUUUCUUUGUCAUAGCGCGUAAAAAAAAGGAUUAAAACGAAACGAGUGAACACAAAGGUCGCUGAUCUCAAAACAAGUCCGUUCGUUCGGGAGAAUGAAUCUGCCGCACCAAAGCAUCGAGCUUUAGGAUGGAAUGACAAUUUCGUCCGCUUCGUUUAGGCAUGAAAGGUCGCUCGAGGCCGCAGCCAAAAAUCGUAGACGCAUCUCUUCCAAAUACAUUCGGUUAUUUAUUUAUUAAAUUAUUCUCAGUGACACUUUGGAACUUGUUUUGUGAAUACAUUACAGCACUGGUUCAUCUUUUGUUUUGGAUUAGCAUAAAACAUAAAACAAUGUAAAGUUCAACACUUGUUUAACAAUAAAUAAAUGUGAA